AUCCCCUUCCGGUCCCUCUGGCUGCCACCGCCUGCGCGUCUCUAUGGUUCCGGCGCGGGCUGAGGGCGGCGGCGUUGGCCCGGCGGAGGCCGCAGAGCAGGCGCCAUGGACACCGGCGGACGGCCCUCGGCGGUCCAGCUCAUCCUGCUGGGCACUAGCUCGGCCGUGGCCGCCGCCCUGUACUCCGUGUACCGGCACAAGGUCCAGGCAGCCCGCGAGCUCAAGGGAGCCAAAAAAAUCCACUUGGGUGAAGAUCUGAAGAGUAUUCUCUCUGAUGCUCCUGGGAAGUGUGUGCCUUACGCUGUCAUUGAGGGAGCUGUGCGUUCUGUAAAGGAAACCCUUAACAGCCAGUUUGUGGAGAACUGCAAAGGAGUGAUUCAGAGACUGACCCUCCAGGAGCACAAGAUGGUGUGGAAUCGAACAACCCACCUCUGGAAUGACUGUGAAAAAAUCAUCCACCAGAGAACAAAUACAGUGCCCUUUGACCUGGUGCCCCAUGAAGAAGGCACAGGUGUGGCGGUUCGAGUGCUGAAGCCCCUGGACUCAGCUGAUCUUGGCUUAGAAACGGUGUAUGAGAAGUUCCACCCUACAAUCCAGUCCUUUACUGAUGUGAUCGGUCACUACAUCAGUGGGGAGCGGCCCAAAGGCAUCCAGGAGACAGAGGAGAUGCUCAAGGUGGGGGCCACCAUCACUGGUGUGGGGGAGCUGGUUCUAGACAACAAUUCCAUCCGUCUGCAGCCCCCCAAACAGGGCCUCCAGUACUACCUGAGCAGCCAGGAUUUUGAUACCCUCCUGCAGAGGCAAGAGUCUAGCGUCAAGCUCUGGAAAAUCCUGACAGUCAUCUUUGGCUUUGCGACCUGUGCCACCCUCUUCUUCAUCUUGCGCAAGCAGUACCUGCAUCGGCGAGAGCGGCGGCGGAUGAAGCAGAUGCAGGAGGAGUUCCGGCUGCAUGAGGCCCGGCUCCUGAGGGCAGCUAGUGCCGAGGACAGGGAGAUUUUAAAAAAUGCCUGUGUCGUGUGUCUGAGCAACAUCAAGUCGUGUGUCUUUCUGGAGUGCGGUCACGUCUGCUCAUGCAGCGAAUGCUACCGGGCCUUGCCCGAACCAAAGAAGUGCCCUAUUUGUAGACAGGAGAUUGUCCGGGUAGUUCCUUUGUAUAACAGCUAACUGAGGAUGUGGAGUUUAUAGUGGAAACGGUUCUCCUUUUCAAUGGAUUUUACCAGUCCCCUAGAGAGAUGGUCUGGUGGUGACCACUUAUAACCACUAGGCAUCAUCAGGGGGUGGGAGGGAGAGAGAAGAAAACGUCCUGAUCUCUUAAAUACAGCAGCAGAGAUUGGACACUGA
Trichosurus vulpecula (common brushtail) is the source of this 1341-nucleotide messenger RNA. RefSeq names its product mitochondrial E3 ubiquitin protein ligase 1 (gene MUL1). Gene Ontology annotation, biological process: organelle organization; protein ubiquitination. The transcript is spliced from 4 exons. The record is from RefSeq and is a predicted model, not a curated record. Gene Ontology annotation, cellular component: mitochondrion. Lineage: Eukaryota; Metazoa; Chordata; Mammalia; Diprotodontia; Phalangeridae. Gene Ontology annotation, molecular function: ubiquitin-protein transferase activity. Bases 106 to 1164 code for a protein of 352 amino acids.